Molecule: messenger RNA, 1514 nt
Organism: Osmerus eperlanus (European smelt)
Lineage: Eukaryota; Metazoa; Chordata; Actinopteri; Osmeriformes; Osmeridae
Product: Ig-like V-type domain-containing protein FAM187A
Exons: 4
Coding region: 1-1425 (474 amino acids)
Source: RefSeq, a predicted model, not a curated record
AUGAUGGGGCUUCUCUCAUCUCUACCCCUGGACCUGGCUCCUUCCCUGGGUAUCCUCUUAGUCCUCCUAUCCCGCCCGCCUGCCCUUCCACACCAGGGGCCCCUGUUACCCCUCCUCCUGCCCCUCCUCCUGCCCCUCCUCCUGCCCCUCCUGGCUGGGGCGUUCGAAGCCCCUGAGGACCGGGAGAACGUCUUCACGCACCGCGCCUGCCCGGCCUUCCUGGUGUUUGACAACGCGGCCUACCUGGCGGGCAUGACCCUGGAGCUGCCCUGCCACUGCAAGCCGGAGCAGGCCCUGGAGGUGGUGUGGUACUACCAGAGAGAGCUGGGGGACCGCGGAGCCACCAAGGUGCUCACAGACCUGCACGGCACCGCCCUGGUCGAUUCCCAGCAGGUGGGCCGUGGGGGAGACCUGCGAGGGCGCUUCUCCAUCCGUCUGUUCAGCCUGCUGGUCUUCAGGGCCCAGCCGGAGGACUCAGGGCACUACCUCUGUGGCACCGCCGCCGGAGACUUCUUCUAUGGUUACGACGUGGACGUGCAGGAGGCCCAGGGGGUGGUCCUCCAGGGGAGGGAGGCCAGGCAGAGACGCCGGCGGCUGAAGAAGAAGAACACGCCUCACCCACCUCAAAACCACCCGCCUCAGAACCCCCUGUCUCAGAACCACCCAGCUCUCUACCAGGUGUUCACCAGCUACCGGGCCUGGUCUCUGUGUGACCGCUGUGGCCAGGCAGGGGAGCAGACCAGAGUGGGGCUGUGCUACGUCCGGAGCCCCUACCUCCACGUACGUUACCGAGGCAACGACCCCAACGUGGUCUCCUGCCACUCGGGGGCCGUCCCCCGGAUGUUGGGCCUGACCCGAGAGGGGGGAGGACCCGCCCUGGGCGCCACGCUGGCGGUGCGGAGGUGCGCGGUCCCCUGCCCCCUCCCCAGGCCCCCUCCACCCCCCCAGAAGCUGGCCCUGUGGAAGUUCCUGGGUUAUGGUCAGAGGCAGGGACUCAGAGACUCCAUCCCCAUCUACCACUACAACCACCCAACCUCCACUCCCCUGGUCCUGGCCUGCCCCGGGGCUGGACCCCAGCACGCCGUGGCCUGGGACGUGGGCUCGUCCCCCAUCUACCGCUUCCAGCACAUGGAGGGGCUCAACAGGACGUCCCCGCGCCUGUUCAUCGACCCAGGCCACCACCUCCACCUGAACCCCGCCCUCCAGGAAGACUCAGGGUCGUACUACUGCUGGCUGCAGGGCCGCAGGGCUGCAGAGAUCAGGCUGGUGGUGUACCUGGGUUUAGGCCACCGCCUCGGACUGUCCGACCCAGACAGGGCUGAGGCUCUCUGGGUCAUCCUGCUCUGCUACGCAGGCCUGACUGGAGCCUUCACCCUGACGCUGCUGGGCAGGACGGCCCUCAGGCCCACACCACACCAGUACUAGACCUGACCUUCUUACUCUCCUAGAAACACAUUUCAGAUUAACGUGUUUAGAUCACGCUCACGUUUCCACACAUUAAACAAUGAGAGAUU